AUGGGUGUUACAUAUAAGACUACGCAGGAUGUAAUAUCCGCAUUGCCGACUAGAAACCGUGCUACUCUCAACGCGGAUAACAUCAUCUACCCUGAUGGAGGACUAAAAAGCUGGCUAUAUGUAACAGGAACCUUUCUAGGCUUGGUCGCUAAUCUCAGGUUGCUCAAUUCGAUGGGUGUCUUCGAAGCAUAUUUAGACAACCAUCAACUAAAAGGAUAUGGAUCUGGGAGCACGGGCUGGAUUUGCAGUGUCUAUACAUUCCUGCCCUUCUUCUGUGGUGCUCAAAUCGGACCGAUCUUUGAUGCUCGGGGACCCCGACCUCUCCUCAUACUCGGAUCGAUCUUCCUCAUGGCGAUGAUGAUUGGGGUUGGAUUCUGUACGGAGUAUUGGCAUUUCAUGCUUUCCAUUGGGGUUGCUGGGGGAGUCGGAACAUCUCUCACCUUCACCCCUGCCAUCUCCGCCGUGAGUCACUUCUUUUAUGAGAAGAGGGGUAUUGCCACUGGUAUUGCUGCCAGCGGUGGUUCCAUAGGGGGCGUCAUCAUGCCUCUGGCCCUUCAGAAUGUCUUUGACAAAGUUGGCUUUGCGUGGGCAACCCGGGUCAUUGCUGACCUUGACCUGCUCCACAUCCUUCCGGACUUUGGUAUUUUUCUCGAAAUCAGGUUUUUCCUCACAACAAUGUCUAUCUUUUUCAUCGAGUGGGGGUUAUUCGUUCCGCUCACGUAUAUAAUUUCCUACGGCUUCGCCGAAGGGAUCUCGACUGAGUUCUCAUAUCAGCUCCUUGCCAUCUUCAACGCAGGUUCAUUUUUCGGGCGAUGCUUGCCAGGAUUCUUGGCGGAUAGGUUGGGUCGGUUUAAUACCCUCAUCGUCACAGUAGCCCUUUGCCUCAUCUUCAAUGCAUGUCUAUGGCUACCUGGUAACGGCAACGUCCCGAUGAUAGUCGUAUAUUGCUGUCUAUUUGGUUUUGCCAGCGGAAGUAACAUCAGUUUGACUCCGGUCUGUGUUGGACAGCUUUGCAAAACAGAGCAUUAUGGUCGGUAUUACGCGAUGUCAUACACUAUUGUCAGUUUCGGAACACUUACUGGAGUUCCUAUUGCAGGAGAGAUCCUAUCUCGGUGCGGGGGAGAGUACUGGGGCCUUAUCAUGUUUACUAUUUGCUGCUAUGCUGCUGGUUUAGCGCGUGCAAUCGCUGUCAAAGUGAUCCAGACUGAUUGGCGUGAUGUGUGGUGGAGUGUUUAUUAA
Molecule: messenger RNA, 1239 nt
Organism: Aspergillus caelatus
Lineage: Eukaryota; Fungi; Ascomycota; Eurotiomycetes; Eurotiales; Aspergillaceae
Product: major facilitator superfamily domain-containing protein
Exons: 4
Coding region: 1-1239 (412 amino acids)
Biological process (GO): transmembrane transport
Cellular component (GO): fungal-type vacuole membrane
Molecular function (GO): transmembrane transporter activity
Source: RefSeq, a predicted model, not a curated record